UCUAAAGCCCUUUGGGCUAAAAAUUGGUGUUUGGGGAAAUUUUUUAGAAACCCCAUUGAAGGAAAGUUGGCCUUCAAAAGGCCAAAAGCCCAAGGCAGCAGGAGAGGAGCAUUGGGCAUUUCAGCAUUCUCGGCAAGCUGAAGGAGGGAAUAAAGAAUUCUUUUUUAUUGUCGAAAUUGCCCUCAUAAAUUUACCUAAUUUCCACUUUAACCCUUUCUUUGCUUCUAACCCUAAAAGCCAUCCCUUACGCCUCAGCCGCAACCCCACGCCCUUCACCUCCUUCCAGAGAAACGCUACUACGUAGAGCUUCCCUCCCAAAACCAAGGAAAAAAAGAAGAAGAAGAGCAAACCCUAAUCCUCAAAUCCCCUCUCUGCGCUCUCUCCCCUGUGGCCUUCGUUUCUUGUUCUCCUGCGCUGGUCCGUCCCUCUCUUCGUCGCACCGGCUCCCGCGCCUACACCCACCGACCGCCCCUCUUUGGGCAUCUGCACGCUGCUUCGUGAUGAUGGCAAGUUCAUCAAAGGAAAAGGCAUAUUGGAGCCCGGAAGAUGUAGAAACUUUUUGUCAAUUGUGCAUUGAACAAAUUGAAAAAGGCAAUCGGCCGGCAAGCAAUAAAAGGGAUGGAUGGACAGCCAUAAUUAACAAGUUUGAGGAGCUAAGGGGCAAAAAGUUUGAUAAAAAUCAAAUGAAGACUAAGUGGGAUAAUUUGAAGGAAGAAUGGAAAAAAUGGAAGCAAUUGAUUCAAAAGGAAACGGGACUAGGAUGGGAUCCAAGGAAGAAAACCAUUGAUGCGAGUGAUGAAUGGUGGGAGAGGAAAAUUAAGGCCAAUCCUAAACUUAAAGUUUUUCGAACGAAAGGAAUACAUCCGGAGCUUAAAGCUUUGUUGGAUAGAAUGUUCGAGGGUACAGUUGCUACUGGAAGUAUCACAUGGAAUCCUGCCCAAGGUUUAUGCAAUGAUGAGGAUAUUGAGGCCACACAAGCUGAUAUUGGUGAUUGUGUAGGAUCUACUGAUGAUACUUUAGAGUGCAAUGUAGGUGAAAAGGUAGUUGAACCAAGUCAAAGUAAUAGCCAUAAAAGAGCGGCGGAGAGUUCAAUAAGGCAAGCUCGAGGGAAGAAAGAAAAAAAAGUGACUGGACCGACCAAGUUAGCAUCGCAAAUUGACAGACUUUGUUCAGCUGUUGAAAGUAGGAGCAAUGCGACAUCUAUUGCAAGGGAGUUUGAUCCUUACAAAGAAAUUAUGCAAACAUUGAAAGCCAUCCCUGAGAUUAAGCAAGACCGAAAGUUAUACUUUUUUGCACUCUCACAUUUUGCUGAAAAGAAAGACAACAGGCAAAUUUUCAUGAACUUGGAUGGAGAUGAAGAAAAGGUCGAGUGGCUCAAGUUUAAGUUGGAAGAGCACAAUAGUCAUCGCUAGAAUGUAGCUACUUGUUUGAACUCUUUCUACAUUAUUGUAACGUGACAUAUAUUUUCAAUUGGUGUUUUGCACUGUGUUUGCACUACUUGUGAACGCUAUUUCUAUUUAUGUUCUAAUGUGAGACAUGUUUUCAGUUGGUGUUUUUUUUAUUGGGUAAAGUUUGCAUAUAUAUGAUGGAUGAUAUAAUUGUUCCAUCGAUGGAUGAUCUAUAUUAUUCAUCACUUUUCUUAUUGUAACUCUAUAUUUUGUUACUUCGACAGUUAUGGAUGAUUCUCCUGAAUGGGAAGACCAUGAAAAUGGGGAAGAGGAAUAUUGGCAACUUGUGGGAGUUGGUCAAUGUGCAGUCGCUUAUCAGGCAAUAUACAGUUACAAAGUACCUUGUAUGACAUCUUCACAUACUGGAAAUGCAUGGUUAGAAGAGCUGAUGAGCGAAGAUGCUAAUCCGAUAAGGUGCUAUCAAAUGUUUAGAAUGGAUAAGAUUGUAUUUAAUAGUUUAAUGCAUGACUUAGUGACACACUAUGGUCUUCAAGGAACUAGGAAUAUUGAUGUUACAGAAAUGCUUGGAAUGUUUCUUCACAUUUUAGGACACGGUGUAGGUAACAAGUUAACACAGGAGCGUUUUCAACGUUCCAGGGAAACCGUGAGUAGGUACUUUAGCUUAGUAUUAAAUAAAGUAUGUGAAAUGGGAAAAGAUUUGAUCCAACCAAUUGAUCGGCAAUUUAGGGAAGUUCCAAAGAAGAUCAGAAAUAAUCGAAGAUUUUAUUCAUAUUUUAAGGAUUGCAUUGGAGCUAUUGAUGGCACACAUAUCCCAGCGGUGGUACCUUUGCACGAUCAGAUUCGUUUUAUUGGUCGAAAAGGAACACCGACUCAAAAUGUAUUAGCGGUGUGUAAUUUUAACAUGGAAUUUACUUAUGUUUAUGCGGGUUGGGAGGGACAAGCUCAUGAUACUCGUAUUUUCUACGAAGCCCUCAGAAGAUUUGAUGUACAAUUUCCUCAUCCUCCUCUAGGUAAAUAUUAUUUAGUAGAUGCCGGAUAUCCAAAUCAAACAGGUUAUUUGGGGCCAUACAAAGAAGUUAGAUAUCAUUUGCCAGAAUUUCGACAAGGUCCUGCACCUUCAGGUUAUCAGGAGGUAUUCAACCGUCAUCAUUCAUCGCUAAGAUCAAAAAUUGAGCGAGCCUUUGGUGUAUUGAAGAAGAAGUGGAAGAUUCUAAAGCAUAUGCCAAGUUAUCCAUUUGAGAAGCAAGUGAAAAUUGUUGUAGCAAUAAUGACCUUGCACAAUUAUAUACGAAGAAACGUCGUCAGUGAUAAACAUUUUGCAAGAGCAGAUUUGGAUCCCAAUUAUGGAUAUUCAGUUGAUCUU
Messenger RNA from Syzygium oleosum, 2772 nucleotides. RefSeq names its product L10-interacting MYB domain-containing protein-like. Lineage: Eukaryota; Viridiplantae; Streptophyta; Magnoliopsida; Myrtales; Myrtaceae. The coding region runs from base 501 to 1412 and encodes 303 amino acids. The transcript is spliced from 5 exons. The record is from RefSeq and is a predicted model, not a curated record.